CGCGCAUGCGCACACAGAAAAAGAAUAGAUGGCGAGGUCUUCGACGCGGGAUUUAUCCAUGGUUUCGAACUCUCAGGAAGAUAAGAUUUCUACAAUUUUUAUCGUGUCCCUUUCUUUUUUACCAAUAAUACCGCGUACAUCAGUUAAUACAAAACUCGAUUUUUCGCAUACGAACAAAUUCAUUUUAAAGCAAUUACGUAUCAAUCGUGUCCGUUACCUAUUAAUUAAUAUAUGAUAGUUUUUCCCACUGAAAUAUUUUCAUUAAUUAAAAUUAAACGACUAUUUAAGAUAAUUUAAAUUGUAGGAACGAAAUAACAAAAAUAUAUUAGUGCUUUAGUUCCGUUGAUAGCGUAGAAGAAAUCGGAGAAAUCCAAUCGAAAAUAGUGUCUUCUAUGUUAUGCCACAUAAGCUGUUUAAAACUUUUGUUUUAUUCGACAUUAGUUUAUAUAUUAUUUUAUUCUUGUAAAAAGGAUGAUUCAGGAAAUCAAUAUCAUAUAAUAUAAGUAUGUAUACGUGUAUACGACUCUAACUGCUCGUACAUAAGGUUAGGAUAAUAUAUAUAUAUAUACACACGGAUGCAUAUGUACCAUCUACAUUGUAGAUUUGCAACUGUAAUAUACACACUGUCGUCUUUUAAAGCGUACGUCGAUGAAGUGCAUUUUAAUUUUGUAAAGGCUUGUGGUUAUGCAACAGUAAAAUGAUAGUGGAACUUGCAAGAAAGUUACACAGAGUUAUUGCUCUUAAAUGGUUUUCCGUCUUCAGUUCAAAUAUAAAUCACUUACAUUAUUGAAAUGCUAAAUCGAAGACACUACGGAGGUUAGGAUGAGAAGUUUUACUAAUAUGUUGAAGAUGUUCGUCGCGUUUUUCUAUGAUUACGCACGAGGAUUAUCCUACACCAUCACUGCAAUCUUGGUUCUGUGCUAUUGUCUAAAUCCAGCUAGAUUUGCUUCGCAUUAUACGUUCAUAAAGACGGAGGAUAUCUACAAUGAGAUGGAGAGAUCAUACCCGGCAAGAGACAACUCUUGCACAGUUGCGAUUAAUACUAAAAGAUAUUUCAAUCGUUUGCUCUAUCCCGAGGAACAUCCUCGAGAAAGUCCAGUAACAAUGGCACGACGCUUAAGUAUAUUACCCGGAGGACAAUGGAAGCCUCUCAACUGCCAUCCUCUCUUCAAUGUGGCAAUUAUACUGCCUUAUCGUAACCGACAUACACAGCUUGCCAUUUUCAUGAACUAUAUUCAUCCUUUUUUGCAAGCUCAAAAUCUUGACUACAGAAUAUUUGUGAUAGAACAAAGUCCAAUGAGAGAAUUUAACCGAGCUAAGCUCUUUAACGUUGGGUAUACAGAAGCGACUAAAGUAAAUGAUUUUCAUUGCUUUAUUUUCCAAGACAUAGAUUUAAUACCUCAAAAUCCUAAUAAUAUUUAUGCCUGCACCAAAAUGCCCAGACAUAUGAGUUCGAGCGUGAAUACAUUCAGAUACAAUUUACCUUAUACUGGCUUGUUUGGCGGUGCGAUAGCACUUACGCGCAAACAGUUCGAAAGAGUCAAUGGAUUUUCCAAUGUUUUCUAUGGAUGGGGUGGCGAAGAUGAUGAUUUUUAUAGUCGUUUGCAAUCCAGAGGUUUUCAGGUCAUUCGAUUUGGUCCUGACAUUACUCAAUAUUAUAUGCUAACACAUAAAAAAGAAGUUCCAAGUAAUGCGAGAUUUGAGAAUUUAGAGACUGGUGCUAAGAGAUAUGAUACUGACGGAAUCAGUAAUCUAAAGUAUAGGGUUUUAAACCAUCAGUUGAGGCCGCUGUAUUCAUGGAUCUUAGCAGACGUGUAAAUUUUCACGUGUUCAAUGUUGUGAGUUCGCGAACAAACUUAGUUCUUUCAAGAUAUAUGUUGUAAUUUCAUUUGAUAACAAAGACAUUACCGCAGAGAGUUACAAAAACAUGCACAAAGAAAUGUUUUGUAAAAAUUUUCUGGUAGCUCGUAGAUCCAAGAGAGGUCGUUGUAGAAUUUUUUAUACAAGUAUUAUUCUGUAUAGUGUAUGUAUGUGAUAUUAUACCAAAGAUAUUGCCAUAAUAUGUUUAUAUCAUUAGUAUUUGGUGAUGUAAAACUAAAGAAAUGUUUCAUCGGUAAAAACGAUCUGUUGUGAUAUUACAUUUUAAAAACAAACAGGCAACAGUUCGUUCUCACAUCACGACGCAAUUUGUUAAAACUAAUUAUCUGCAGAGUCCAAUAAGUAGCAGAGACAGGUGUCCUAAAUUCCGUUUCUCUUUGUAUUCAUACGUUGUAUUGUGGAAGUCAAUUUUCAAUGAAAAUGCAGUUUUGAUAGUACAAAAUGUUCUUUAAGUAAAUAACAAAUCGUAGAAGAUUGAUGUAUCCCUUAUUUAUUUCUGGUUUGCUAGGCAGUUAAAAAUAAAAAUGUGCUGUUGAAUAGUA
Megalopta genalis is the source of this 2420-nucleotide messenger RNA. RefSeq names its product beta-1,4-N-acetylgalactosaminyltransferase bre-4. NCBI's taxonomy places the organism in Eukaryota, Metazoa, Arthropoda, Insecta, Hymenoptera, Halictidae. Gene Ontology annotation, biological process: glycosphingolipid biosynthetic process; carbohydrate metabolic process. Gene Ontology annotation, cellular component: Golgi apparatus. Gene Ontology annotation, molecular function: galactosyltransferase activity; N-acetyl-beta-glucosaminyl-derivative 4-beta-N-acetylgalactosaminyltransferase activity. The record is from RefSeq and is a predicted model, not a curated record.